AUGAGACGCUCACGCUGGCCUGGAUGGAAAUACGCGCGACCUGCCACCAACCCCAAUGGCACGAAGCGACACUGGCGCACAUCGCUUAUUGCCGUCAGUCUCAGACGCCCCUGGAGUUACAACUGGCGAAAGUUGUACAGGGAGAUGAACUGUACCUGGCAACUCCUCACCACCAGCACGGUACAGGCUGCUUGGAGACUGACAUGCGGUUACCGCCUUGCGUUCAGCCGCCGUCACUGGCCGCAGAUUCAGGCUAAAUUGGCCAACAUAACUGGCCAUCCCAAGUGCGAAGCAAUUCGCCGUCUGAUUCGGGCCCACCAGAGGCUUGAGGAGCGACACCGCCCGGAGCAGCCGUGCGAGCAUACACGAUGGGAUCUGCCGACGACUACUACCAUCGACCACAUUCGGACGACCGAUGCCCAGACCACUGCCGGGUACUACGAUCAAUGUGCCGACAGUGAGGACACUGAGCAGGAUAGCCAAGUGCCAACGCGAGUCCAUAAGCGCUCCUACAAACGUGCUGUCACAAGGGCUGCCCAGUCCCAACAAGGCGGCACUAUGUAUAAGGGUAGAUGGUGUACACUACGUGGCUUGAGUCAUGACCUCUAUGUGGAACUCUUGAAGGCCCUGGAGGCCAUGCCUGCCCAGACACAGCCACAGAUUGUUGCUCUGCAGGAGACGCAUUGGAGCUCGGAUUCAGCCCAGCAAUACACCACGGGAGUGAUGCUCCUCAUACACCGAUCCCUGACUCGGAAUGCAGUGCUCUCAUUUGGAGUGACUUCAAUACGCCGAUGCAACAACAUGAACGAGCCGGACCCCGCGUUGCUAACUGGAAUAGCCGCCUUCCAUCUGAUGCAUCGUAGGGAUAACCUCCGCAUAGGUGAAUGGCGCAAAGGAGGGAAACACCUCCCACUCAGUGGAACCAUACAUCUCCGUCGAUUUGCUGCCCUCAAUCGGCCACCACAACCCCCCAAGACUGGAUGGGACAAGUCCACGCUCCUGCAAUUGGUGCGAGAACCAGACGAUCCCAGAGCCAAAGCCCUUAUACAGCAGGUAGCAUGUGACAUUGGCAAAUGCUCCAAUGUGCAGGACAUCAAUGAUUGCCUGGUGCAAGCCGCUGGCAUGCAUGCUCCAGUAGGGGCCCGAGCCAAUGCCAAUGCCCCGUGGCAGAUGGCCACACUGGACACUAGUGUCAAGGAUAUGUGGCAACACUAUCGUCAGUGGAAAGCCGCUGCCCGAGGUACAACUGCCACCAUUUGGAAGGCCGUGUAUACAGGUCUACAGCCGCAGCCUGCCCGUUCUUCCCAGAUGCCAGCGCUGCAAGUUACUGAAGAACAACUUGGGCGUGCACUGUCCCUGAUGCCCACCCACAAGGCAGUACCACUACACCUUGCCCCGCUGGCUGCUUGGAAACUCUGUGCACAGGUGGUUAUCCCCCGGCUUACCGAGAUUGUCAAUAAUCUGGUUGUUACCCCGGAACUCUGGCACACAGCAUGGUUAGCCUUGAUACCCAAGAUAUCCAAGCCCACGCUGCCUAAGCACCUGAGGUUGCUAUACCGUUUAGCACUCGUCACGGAUGUUCGGUGGGUCUCCCAGCACAUAACGGCAUAUGCAGACGACUUCCAUGCUGCUGCCACGGCUCAUAACCAGCAGGACCUGCAGACUGCAGAACGCUAUCUUGGCCAGUUGAAUGGAGUCGACUUCGCAAGCUUGUGUGCUCUAGACAUGGCCUGUUCAAGCAGGAUCGACUGCGACUCCCUACCGCGGGUGGUAGGCAGCUUCGAAGUGCUUGAUCAGGCGCGCCUCCCAGACAUCUGUGCCAUCCUGGAGAAAGAAAUGAUUAGACUUGCUCACAACGUGCAUCAACUCGCACAGCAGGACUCCUUCCUGGUGAUGUCUCACUGCCGAGCAGACUGCUUCUUCCUGCACGAUGCCCACAGGUCACAUGAAUCUCGUGCUCAUGGCUCACAGACCCCACAACCCAUGCCGGGCACAUGGUUCUCCCUUGUAGAUACUGCCACUUACAGUCUGUCAACAAGCAUACACACUGGAGAAAUUGCCUGGUUGUCCAAGUCAGCUGCUACCUGGGCUUUGUUGCGGGAAUCCCUGCCGUUGUCAAUGGAACCGAUGGAGCUCUCAGCCCAGGAGAAGAACUUCUUCGGCGGAGUGUGCCCGUCCCUCAUCAAUCCUGUAUCGAAACGGGAAAGAGAGGAGGACUCCCCGGAAAUGAAGAAGGCCAGACUCGAGGAAGCUGCCAGAUCGUGGCCAAGGCAGCAACCACAACCGCCGAAAGGCAAGGGCAAAGGCAAAGGGAAGGGCAAGGGCAAGGGCAAAGGGGGACAAGCCUCCUGGCGUACUUCAGGCAGUUGGAGCCAGACGGAGGAUCCUCACGAUCAUCGAUGGGGAGGCUCCUGGGGGCAAGACAUGAACUACCACGACCUUCAGAGCACCGUUCAGCGAUUGAGCCAGCUGACGCUGCGCCACGAAUAUGCCCUGGGCAACUUGCGACAAGACACAAGCAUGUUUUUGUUCGUCAAGCCGGGAGCCGAAGGCCUGAUUCCAAUCUUGUUCUCCGCGUCGGAGAAAUGGAACCGGACCCAAGAAGAGAACCCACAUCUCAUCGACUCGUCGCUUCGGAUUGUGUUGAUGAAGGCCUUCCUCAUCGAGCUGUGCAAUCGACUGGCCAACACUGCCAAGAGCGAAGAGAGCAUGCAAGCAGCCCGAGCCAUGGGGUGGUUGACGGAUGCUGGGGAGUGGAAAACUCUCAAGUGGGAUCCUGCCCUGGAGAAGCUUCAGGAGGUACCGGAUGCACCUACCAAGACGACGGAGCGACUGAUCCUCGAGGCCAACGAGCUUCGCAAAACCAUCAAUGCGGAGAACCUCUAUCGAUUCCAAUCCGUCUAUGGACUUCGCAAGGAUCACCAGACAUCUUGGGUCAAGUUGGCGAUAGAAGUGUCGCUCCGGAGCCAAGGGGAGCAGGUCUGGGACAUUCUGCAAGGAUGGAUUGGAUCAGCUGCUCUGCAUACAAUGGGGUGCCGACUUCGAAAGGAGCGGGGAGGCCUGUCGUAUCAGGCCCAGAUGCUUCGAUGGUAG
This is a messenger RNA of Symbiodinium necroappetens, 3093 nucleotides long. Lineage: Eukaryota; Dinophyceae; Suessiales; Symbiodiniaceae. The record is from the annotation of a GenBank genome assembly.